Messenger RNA from Marchantia polymorpha subsp. ruderalis, 8758 nucleotides. Lineage: Eukaryota; Viridiplantae; Streptophyta; Marchantiopsida; Marchantiales; Marchantiaceae. The record is from the annotation of a GenBank genome assembly.
GAAGGCAGGGGAAAGGGAAGAGGAAGAGGAAGGGAGGCGAUCUGUGUGACAUGGGCGUGAGCAUUUCCCUCGUUCGAGCACUGUGCGGUGGGGAUGAAUAAGUUCGUCGAUAAUCGGAGUUCUGAAGCGAGAGAAUGCGGCAGUUUUCGAUAGAGGGCGCGGAAAUGUCGGCCUUUGGAGGCUAGUUAUACGGAAAACAGAGCUCUGACGAAGAAGAAGGGAAGGAAGGAGGAGGAGGCCACGGGGUUUUGCACUACUGAGUUUUCCAUGUGUAGAUGAGAGACGACCCCAUUGAUACUCGGCUUGAUCGUUCAUGGGGUGAUGAUUUAGUUCGAAAGAAAGCGGCGCCGAAUUUCGUCUGAGAGAUCAACAAAUGACAAGACCAGGAAAGGCGAGAUUCUGUAGAUUAAUUUCGGCAAGUUAUAUCAGUCAUGGAUCAAAUAGUUGUUAUUGGUGCUGAGCAACCCGCGCCUUUCGUUCCACUUAAAACCAUCAGUCACCUCAACUCUCCGGCGUCUUCUUUUAUUACGAAGAGAACCAGGACGUCACUGAUCUCUUCGCACACAGAGUUUGUAUUUCGAAAUUUUCACAGUACCGAUUUUUUUGAAUAAUCGGAUAGAGGGUGGUCAGACUCUAGAGUGGAUCUUGUCGCCAUCGCUAUAUCAGUUGCUUCUUCACAAUAUUUUAUUUCAUUGUGGAGGGGAAAUGCUAUCAAGGGAGAGAAGCACUAGACGGAUUGAUGCUAAGGAGGCUGCUGUCAUCCAGUCAGGACCUUCUUCCCACCUGAGGCAUGAACGCCGUUUCACACAACGACUCUCAGGAUCCAAUCUUCCACUUGAUGAAAGUAAACCGGGUCUGAGAUGUACUCCGAGAAUCCAAGCAGGUGUUCUGCGGGAGGAGUUGGUUAUUUGCGUCGCGUCAGAAGGUCACGGUAUGGAUGGGCGAAAUCCGAAGCGUCGCCUUGGCGGAGAUAUUGUUGCUCCAGGUUCAUCUACAACGAAAUCGGGAGUGCGGGAGGGUUUAAGGCUCCUGCACAGCCCACCAGAGGGACUGAGGAGCAAGAAAGGCAGUGAGUCAAGGAUAGCUUCGGCCGAUGUACCUCUGGCUGUUGGAAGUGACGGCGGAAAUAAAAGGAGACGCAGCGCACCGGCAGUGUACAAAGAAAGUGGCGCUGACCAUGUUGAGAAGGAGAGUAAGGCUUCCCAAAAUUCCAACCGGCAGACCGAGGAGAAUGAAAGGAGAAGCGAGCGGGUGAAAGAACGGCUGAAGUUGGAAAAGAAGAAAUUGCUCGACGAGAGUCAAGCGAUCCAUUGGGAGGUUCAAAUUGGUUCUGGACGCCAUAAGAAGACAUCUAAACGGCGGCUGCAGCAGAAAGGAAACCGGGGAAAAUCCAGAGUUCAGGCUAAAAAACAAGUGAACGAGUCUUGGUCUCUCAAGCGAGAGAAAGGCAUGAGUUCGGUCUCUUCACAAGAAGGACAUGAGGAACGAGGAGAAGGUCUCUGCUGGACUAGGAGAUUGAGAGAGCGGGGGAAGAAACGAGUAUUAGAGUUUUGUGCCGAAGUAGAGGUUGAAGCGUUUGCUCCAGAUGUUCGAGUAGUAAAGCAUAAAGUGGACAAAGGGGACGAAGCUCUUGAAAGUAUUCCGGAGCACAUCUCAGAUGAGCUAGAUAAACUUUUUGUUAAAAGCUGGUCACGAAAGCACCGGAGGAACUUUCGGACUCGGGCUAGGUUUCAAAGCCUUACCAAGCAAGAAACACAGGCUGGAACUACCCAAGAUCCCGGUGGGAUUGGUGUAGACCACCUUCAAUCUAGUCCAAAAGAGGCGCUGCGUGAGGCAAAAAUGGCCGACCCAACAGUUAACAAGAGCAAGGAAAUCUUGGAGGCCGAAGUACCCCUUGUAAAUGGUUGGCAUGUCGUAUUGAACGAGCAUGACAGUUCUUCAAUCGAGUUGUCAACCAGUAAGUCUUCUGAUGGGAAGUCAAUAGCUAGGUCUGUGCAAGACUCAUUAGCAUUUGGAGGUAGGUCAGAAGAUAGGGUCCAAGCAGAUAUUCCAAGUGUUCCACCCGAAAGUAGCCACUUCGAAGCAGUGCAUGUGGAAUCUGAUGAGCAGAUACAUCUGGUGCUCCACCUUUGUAUAGAGUCAAAUAGAGAACAGAGUGCAGAUCUAAAUCCCAUCACAAGUACCUCAGCCUCGUUUCCAGUAGAGAGAGUACAUAGCUUGCGUAUGGAGCCACUGUCUGGAGUACUCAAGAGUGCAUGUUCCGUGAGCCCUCGAGCUCAGGCUCCGUCGUUUGCCUGUUGUGAAUUAGGUGUAGUUACGAGUACUUCUGCAAAGGCUCGAGAUUCUGUUGUUAGUAACCCAUUGUCGAAAGCAAGUGAGAACAUGCUUGGAAGUACGGAGGAGCCAACUAGCCAAGAGAUUGUUGGCCUCAUUGUGACCGAUGUAGAAGAGGAUAGAGGUUGUAAUGACAGCGCCGAAGAGUUGGUGCAUGGAGCUUCCCGUGACUUUCCCGAAAACGUGUUGAUCCAAGUAGUAGACAGAGAGACAAGCGAGCGGAUGACUGAUGAAGACGUUGAAGUCCAUGAAAUUGCAGCUUGUAAAGAGGUGGACAGAGAGAUGAUGGUCGACGGGUGCAAGGAUAGUGUCUGCACCAAGAUCGACAAGCAGAUUGUGAUCGAAGUUGGGGAGCUCAAUCUGAGCUACCAGGUCAAUAAGGAGACGGUGCAGGAAGUUCGAGAGGACAUGCGUUCCAGUGAGGUAGUCAAAGAGGUGGUGAAAGUUAAAGAGCAUGCAGUCUGCUCUAAGGUGAUCAUUGAGGGAGUGGUGGAAAAUCCAGAGAAUAAAGUGCAAAAUGUGGUGGAGAGGCAGAAUUUUUUAAAAGUCCAAGAGAGCUUGACCUUCCGUGAGGUAGGCAAGCAGAAAGUAGUUGAGGUGCGAGAUUUUGGCCAUGAGAGCAACAGAAAGGGAGAGCUUGAAGGCCAAGAACGUCUAGUCCAUGAUGAUAUAGCUAGAGAGAAGAUACCUGACUUUCAAGGACACAGUCACAGUCUUUGCACCGAGGUGAAGCCUCAUGAGGUAAAUGAGCGUGAAGUUUGUAAGAAGAUAGCGGAAGAACAGGUGUUUGAGUUAAGACAGCGAACAGGCUGCUGUGAGAGUUCGGUACAGGUGCUGGAAGGAAAGAAGGAUACAGUUUGUCAGGAGAUGAUGGAACUACAGAUGUCUGACGUCAGGGAGCAUACAGUCUGCACGGACGCGGUCCAGGAUGCUGACAAGAAGGCGCUCAAGAGCCUAGAAUUCAGCUCAAAUUUAUUGCUUGAAAGUGGAGAUGAAAGUGCUUCUGGCAACAGUGAGGAGGACAACUCGGAGAAAAGUGGAAAGGAAGCACAACGUGUACCAGAAGACUCGGCAGGCAACAGUGUCGAUGAUAAUGAUGUUUUGGCGAAGUACCGCAGGACGAAAGUCAAGAGAGGCGGUUAUCGCACAAUUCUUGAAACUACUUCGAGUGUGAAGUUCGUCUUGGAGGGCGGCACUUCUGAAGAUGAGAAUCUCGAUCGGACUGAAAUUUCUGGUGACGAUCCAGGGCCUAGCAGUCUCAAGGCAUCCACGAGCACUGGCAGGAGUGAGCCCGCUGAAGACAAUGGUAGUGAAGACCAAGAAGAGACUGCAGGCACUAGGUUGCAGUCACUUUUAGAUGUAGUUAGGAAUGAGGUCAAUGCAACACCCGAAUUGGUUGAGUCGUGGAACUGCAGAGAAACCAAUGUGUUACAAGUAGUUUCCCACACUAGUGAAAGGAAGGAUGAACUUCAUCCGCAAGAGGUUUUCGUAAAGGAGAGGCCCGCAAAAUGCGCCAGUGACACUAGAAGGGGAAUCGUCAGUUUAGGAUUGAAGUGUGGGCUUUGUGGAGGAACCAGCGACGGAAAGUGGGCCUGUGAGCUGCGAUCUGCGCGCAAGACCAAAGCUCGUGAUGGUUCACAACAUGCUUCACCGAAAGUGACGAAAUAUUCUGUGAAGGAGGGCAGUAAGUUCCAGGUGAAGAAAGGCUGGUUAGGACGUCUUUUGGGUCCUUUGAGUGAGCGUGUCGGUGUUGCCGGGGCCUGGGUUCAUGAAGAGUGUGCCGUAUGGAGCCCUGAGGUAUACUUUGCGGGUGUGGGAAGACUGAAAAAUGUGAAGGCCGCUAUACGUAGGGGCCGUCUUUUGAAGUGCAGCCAUUGUGGGCAACCGGGAGCCACCAUUGGCUGCCGUGUCGAUCGCUGCCCUCAAAAUUAUCAUCUGCCGUGUGCCCACUUUGAUGGAUGCUCUUUUGAUCAUAAGAAGUACUUGGUGGCAUGCUCCGAGCAUCUACAUUUGUUUCCUUCUCGAUAUAGAAGGUUUCUUGAAUAUGGAGUUGAGGUUCAAAUGGGUGGCUCGGUCGAUAUCAAGGAUACCUCAAAGCUUCAUCGUGGAAACUUCAGAAGAAUGAUGAUAGAAAGGAGAGCUGCCGCUUCAACUGCUCGUCUGAAAGACCUAGAGGAAGAAGAGAAAUGUAUGGAGAAGUCGGGUGAAGAUGAAGAGUUUGUUCGGCGAGAGAGGAAGAGGCUUCAGCGAGAUUUGGCCAGAAUUGUCCCAACAAAACUCGGUGGUCAGAAAACGGAUGGCGAAAAGAAUACUAUACCAGAGGGUUGGAAUUCCGUCGCCGGUUUACAAGAUGUCGUAGAAUGUUUGAAGGAGAUGGUGAUUUUGCCGCUUACGUAUCCAGGAGCUUUUGAUAGACUUGGCGUUGUGCCCCCUCGAGGUGUCCUCCUCCAUGGGCAUUCUGGAACCGGUAAGACGUUGGUUGUUCGUGCCUUAGCUGGAGCGUGCGCGAGAGGAACGCAGAAAAUUUCCUAUUUUGCUCGUAAGGGAGCUGACUGUCUCGGGAAGUACGUUGGAGAUGCAGAGCGUCAGUUGCGGCUUCUGUUUCAAGUAGCCGAGCAACAUCAGCCAUCUAUAAUUUUCUUCGAUGAGAUAGAUGGGCUCGCUCCUAGUCGAUCAAGGGAUGGGCAAGACCAAACUCACAGUUCGGUGGUCUCCACCUUACUUGCACUCAUGGAUGGGCUUAGUUCGAGAGGUUCUGUAAUUGUCAUUGGAGCGACUAAUAGGCCUGAUGCCCUCGAUCCUGCUCUUCGUCGACCAGGACGAUUUGACCGGGAAAUUUACUUUCCUUUACCAUCUGCGUCGGAUCGAGCUGCUAUUCUUGCUUUACAUACACGGUCAUGGAUUCCUUGUCCAUCAGGUGAAGUUUUGUCAGCUGUGGCUAAAGCUACUCACGGUUUUGCUGGAGCUGACUUGCGAGCUCUUUGCGUCGAAGUGGCUUUGAAAGCUCUCAAAAGGGUUGCUCCCAUCCAUCAGCUUAUGAAGUCAGCGGAAGGAAGACAAGUAGGUGUUGGUUUACCUCAAUUGCCCAAAAUCGAGGUGAAAGCUUCUGACUGGGCCAGUGCACUGAAAGAAGCACCUCCUCCCUGCUCUAUGAGAAUGACAAGUGCAGCGCUUAGUUUUAUCCCUGGUUCUCCCCUUCCUUGGUAUCUCGUUCCCUCUCAUCUUCCAGCGCUUGUUGAGAUAUUGAUGCAGUUACACCGUGAUGGUAGAUCUUCAAUGCCACCUGCACUCCAUAAAGCAGUUUCCCGUAUUGCUGAAGAGUUGGAGUCGUUUGCUCUAGAUAGCAAAGUAUGUGAGUUGAGGUCGAAUUUUAAGUGGAUGGCGCUUCUCCAAAGGGGCGGUCAGAAACUAAUGACGACGGUAGAAGCGGCAUUAGCAUCCGCUGGAUUAGUAGGCAAAAGAGAGGGGCUAGGUGACUGUAGACAUGAUGAGCCCCUGUGUGAUGAAGCUUCUCCGGGGAAUCCAUUUUUGUUUGAUGUGGACUCUUGUCCUCCCAAACAUGAUAAUUAUGGUGGUUGGAGGGGUGGUCACUUCAGAGUUCUUAUCUCAGGUAAAGAAAAGCGAGGACAAAGACAAGUGGCAGCGUCGAUUAUAACAGCUUUUGAAGGCUUCUGCGAAACGAGAAUGCUGAACCUGCCCACGAUGCUCCAUGAGGGAGAUGGGGAUGUUAUACAGGGACUCAAUCGCAUUCUAGGAGCGGGGACAGGUACGACUCCUUGCAUGCUCUUCAUGCCACAGAUAGAAAGCUGGUCCUUGGCCAAAGAAGAAGUUGGUGAGGACCUUCUGGAAGAGACUGCGCGGAGUUAUGUACUUUCCAAAGUCAGUGUACCCACAACAGUGUCAAGUUCGUGGAGCGUGUUUUUGCAGCAUAUAAAGUGUCUUUCUCCUGACACAUCCUUCAUGUUCUUGGCAACAAGCCACUUACCUCUUGACGAGCUUCCUGCCAAGGUGGUCGACUUUUUCUUGAGCGAUACAAACAAGUGCAAAGAUAAGCAUGCAAUAUCAAGAAACCAACCUGUCCCCUGCGCUGUAGUCCAAUUGCCUAAUCUGAAAGAGCAUGAGGCUGUAGUUGAACGUGCAUCUGAGGACAUUAGCAGGAGUCUGGCCGGUCGAGUGGUCAGGUACUUAAGUCACAGCGAGGAGGCUUCUAUCGGUGCUCACACUAGUGCUUUCAGCAGACUCGAACCUUCUGGAAUGCUGUCGGAGGACAUGCCGAAAGAAGGGAGCAGGGAUGAAACUGUCGAUGAAGGAGGCGAAUGUGUGGUUGCAGAUGUCGAGUGUAGUAAGCUUAUGAGACAGUUGCCCCCGUCAAAGGUCUUUGACAUGCCUGAACACUCAGGACCUAAAGCUAGUUCUGUAGAAAUUGCACAGAAACCUGAAAGUAGGAAUGCCGUGGAUGACUGUCAGGUGCCUGUGACUCAUCCUCGCAAUGCUCCUCGCUCCUGGUCCUCAGAGCAAAAGACUCUGCAAAUUGCGAUUUCUCAGUUAAGUCAUCAAGUUCUGAAUCAAUCGCAUUUCUCAGAACUUAGGCGGAUCUCUGGAAGGAUGAAGGCAGCACCUUGUCUCAGCACCUCCCUCAUUGAUCAGAGGAUCCUAGCAACUGCAAACCAAUACAGGAGUUCCUUUUUGCAAGCGGACAACAAAGACUUUGAGGAUAGACUCGAUAGGAGGGAUGAUAAAAAUACAUCUGCGUCACACAUAUACGGCUUGGUGGCAAUUGGAUGGAAAGGGAAAAGCGGUCUUUACAAUUCGGGCACAGAGGUCGCGUGCGACAUUGCUAAUGUGCUGAAGCUAUUGAGGGAACGUGUUAAAGCUAAAGUUGAAAGUGGGAGAGAUUAUUCAGUAUAUGUACCUCUUCUAUCAAAGAUGUCAGGUCUGGAAGACCUUGUAAGCUCCUGGUUGUACCAGAUUCGAAGGCUGGAGGCUGCAGCGAAAGUCCUCCCCUUGAGUGGGUUACAGUCAGGUGUCACGCCCUUAUGUGGCACAGACGACGUGUCUCAUCCUGGAGUGUUUGAAGCACAUGAAGCUUCUGUGGUGUACCUACCUCGGUGUUGUGAUCAAACAUUAUCGUCUAAUAAGCUGCCUGAAAAGGUUGGAGAAACCUCUCCUAAGGGGGAUCAGUACGCACUUUCUGUUAACCCGAAAGUUAUGGGAACCCACUCUUAUCCGCUAUCUACCGAAGAUGCUACAACGACUCACCUUUUAAAGGUACAUGAUAGAGCAUCUGGCCUUGACUCUUUGGAGGGCUGCGAGACCUCCCCCAGUUUUUCAGAUAAGUUGACAGCGAAAAGAAUAAUCGAGAAGAAGUGUUCUCAUCCUGCGAUUCUUGUCGAUCCUUGGAAAUCUGAUUUCGAAGUUCAUCAUCAACCAGUGACACCAGUAAACCAUGUCAAGUCACAGGACAGAACGAAAGUUGGAGGUCCUGUUGCCGGAACUACUGAGGAGAAAGCGUGUCAACUUCCUGCAGUAUCUUCUCGGACGAGUAGACCCAAGACACGGGUGUUAGUGACAACAGGAAGUUUACUUGCGCUUGAGUCUGCCAUUCGGGAUAUGAUUCUUUCUUCGUGGAACGGACACACGGCAAAGUCCGUCGAACUUUUGCAUGAGGUCAUUGCGAGCUGUGCCGCAUCCCUACGCGUCGUUUCUGAUGAAUUGUUCCGGGAAGUUGAUUGGACAAGUAGUUGUUAUGGAGAUUGUCCUUGUCCAUUAGGGGGACAACAGACUUCGGAGGUUUUGGAUGCGCUCAACAAAGAAAUAUGUCUGUGUCAACUAACGAAGGCAGUCCGGAAAUUGACAACUCAAUCAAGUGAAGAUUCGUACGAUUUAUCCAAAACUUGAGGAGUUUGAAUUGCUCUACCUCAAGGUCAGGGCCGAGCUCCAGAGGUCUACUGUAUUUGAAGUUUCACGAAUUUUCAGACUAAAGCUACUACGAAAAAUGGAGCGUUGAAGUAGGCGAAUGAGCUGAAGAUACACACGGUACCAUGCUUUGGAGUUCAACCUUAAAGGAGUUACCGAGUGUAGUAUGAAGGGGCUUGGAGUACCAAUCGCAGAGCGCUUUGUCUUUCGCUUUGUCUUUGUCUGUCUUUGCCCAGCACCGUGUGAGCGAAGUCGGGUAUCGUGAGAGAGGGAAAUGUGGUACUGAAAGGAAGCUCGAUUCAAACAUAAGCGUAUAAGAAACCUGCAGUUUCUAGCUCGUUUAGUGCUCUCGUCUUGCUAGGUAGCAAGGGCAUUUGGAAAUGCUGGGGACCUGGCAGUCCAUGGCAGGCAAUUUUUUAUGUCUCGAUGUCUCAUCACUCUGGGGAUUUUUCUUGUAAGAAAUUCAACAGAAAUUGAGUAAAAUUUUACACAUUGUGUGAAAUUUUGU